Molecule: messenger RNA, 9616 nt
Organism: Elgaria multicarinata webbii
Lineage: Eukaryota; Metazoa; Chordata; Lepidosauria; Squamata; Anguidae
Gene: EPB41L1
Product: erythrocyte membrane protein band 4.1 like 1
Exons: 26
Coding region: 576-6311 (1911 amino acids)
Biological process (GO): cortical actin cytoskeleton organization
Cellular component (GO): plasma membrane; cytoskeleton
Molecular function (GO): structural molecule activity; actin binding
Source: RefSeq, a predicted model, not a curated record
AUCGAUUGCAUCUCCUUUAGGAGCAGCUCCUCGCCGCCGGUGAGGGGGGAGCUGCCGGCUGCAGCCCGUGCAAAGGCUGUUUUGUUGCACAGAUGAUAGGUCCCUCAUUCCCCACCCCACCCCCUUCCCUGGGAGGCUGGUUCAAUUGCUCAUGACGUCCCUCCCUCGCUGAGAUCGCUGCCCUCCCGCUUUCCAGCUCACUCAUUCCUGCCUCCUGCUGCAGCUGCCUUGCAUUAUAUUCCCUCCCCCCCUCCGUUUUUCCCCUCCCUGACGCCGCUCUCCGAGACAGCCCGAUUCAUUUUUCUUGCUGCUAGAGAAGGAAGAAAGCAGUGGGGGGAAGCGGCCGCUUUUAUUCCCCCCCCUUUUUUCUAUCUGCAUUUUUUUAAUAAUUAGCAUUGCAAGCAGGCUGUGGCAGCCUUUGAUUCUCCUCGCCAGAUGAACAUCGCCUUGGACACUUGGACAUCUUGACUCCGGAUUACUCGAGGGGAAGAAGAAGAAAAAAAGUCUCCAAACAGUGCUUGAACGGAGAUAAAAUUGUCCAGGACAGCAGCUGGGGACUGGAAUAAUUAGUAACCAUGACAACAGAGACGGGCCCAGAUUCAGAAGUGAAGAAUGCCCAAGAGGAAACUCCACAGCAGCAGCUAGAGGCAGCGGCCAGUGGGCCAAACGCAGUGACCGGCAGCUCCACACCCACUGCAAACAACCAGGAAGCUGAGGCUAAUGAGAAGCCAGGAGCCCCCGGUGACUCUAAACAUGCAGAACGGGCUGUGGAUAUGGAUGAAAAGGACUACAGCGAAGCAGAUGGGAUAUCUGAGAGAACCACCCCUAGCAAGACCCAGAAAUCUCCCCAGAAAGCCACCAAGAAGCUCAAGAGUGCCAUCUGCAGAGUGACCUUGCUUGAUGCCUCUGAGUACGAGUGUGAAGUGGAGAAACAUGCCCGAGGUCAGGUGCUCUUUGACAUGGUCUGUGAACACCUCAACCUCCUGGAGAAGGAUUAUUUUGGACUCACAUUCUGUGACUCAGACAGUCAGAAGAAUUGGCUAGAUCCCUCCAAGGAAAUAAAGAAGCAGAUUCGCAGUGGGCUCUGGAACUUCGCCUUCACAGUCAAGUUUUACCCACCAGACCCCGCUCAGCUCACAGAGGACAUUACAAGAUACUACCUAUGCCUGCAGCUCCGAGCGGACAUCAUCAGUGGGCGCCUGCCCUGCUCUUUCGUUACGCAUGCACUACUGGGCUCCUAUGCUGUACAAGCUGAAAUGGGAGAUUUCGAUGCUGAGGAGCAUGUGGGCAACUAUGUUGGUGAGCUUCGUUUUGCUCCAAACCAGACCAGGGAGUUGGAAGAGCGUAUUAUGGAGCUGCAUAAGACUUACCGGGGCAUGACGCCUGGAGAGGCAGAAAUUCACUUCCUCGAGAAUGCAAAGAAGCUUUCGAUGUAUGGAGUUGACCUACAUCAUGCCAAGGACUCAGAAGGCAUUGACAUCAUGCUGGGUGUUUGUGCCAACGGCCUUCUCAUUUAUAGGGACAGGCUGAGAAUAAACCGUUUUGCCUGGCCCAAGAUCCUCAAGAUUUCAUACAAGAGGAGUAACUUCUACAUCAAAAUUCGACCUGGUGAGUAUGAGCAGUUUGAGAGUACUAUUGGCUUCAAGCUGCCCAACCACCGCUCGGCCAAGAGACUCUGGAAGGUUUGCAUUGAGCAUCACACAUUCUUCAGGCUAGUGUCCCCAGAGCCUCCUCCGAAGGGCUUCCUAGUCAUGGGUUCCAAGUUCCGCUACAGUGGGCGAACCCAGGCUCAAACGCGGCAGGCCAGCGCCCUGAUUGAUCGUCCUGCCCCAUACUUUGAGCGAUCCUCCAGCAAACGGUACACCAUGUCUCGCAGCCUCGAUGGAGAAUUCUCACGCCCAGCUUCAGUCAGCGAGAAUCACGACGGAAUGGAGUCAGACAAAAGAGACGAAGACAGCAGGUAUGGCGGGAGGACGCGGUCCGAGGCAGAGGAUGAAGAGGUGACCACCCCAACAAAAAUCAAGGAGCUAAAGACGGAACAAGAAACCACCCCAAGGCACAAACAGGAGUUUUUAGACAAACCGGAAGAUGUUUUACUAAAGCACCAGGCCAGCAUCAAUGAGUUGAAGAGGACCCUGAAGGAACCUAACAGCAAACUCGUGCACAGGGACCGGGAUAGGAGACUGCCUUCCUCACCCGCCUCUUCCUCGCCCAAACACGAGGAUGAGACACCAAAGGGAACUCCAGAGAAGGCCAAUGAGAUGUCAGAAGAGGAUUCUCCAGAGGAUCUAUCAUCUGAGCAUGGAGCUGCCUUACUCAUGGAGUCUUUUACACAGAAAAGCCUUGUUUCUUCUCCUGAGGGUUCAGAGCAUUGGGUAUUUAUAGAAAGAGAAACUUCUGAGCCGGAAGAGCUAGCAAUAAAACAAAUUAUUGUGGCACAGAAGGAAGAAGCACAUGCUGGUCCUUCAGAGAAGCAAGAACAUUUGGAUUUAUCAAAGGUGACCACUGCAGUAGGAGAACUUAAAGCAGCAGCAAAGCAGGAGGAGGAAGAAAGUGAGGAAAGCAACUCACAGAUUCGAAAAAGAGCUAAAAUGAUAGCUAGUCCAGAGGAUUUUGAAUCCUUAUGGGAGGAUGAUGUGUAUGAGAGAGAUAAUAGAAAACACUCUUCUGAGACAGACAGUCAGACAACUGAAGAGAGAGAAGAGCAGAAAGACAAAAUAGUGGCGGUGAUAGAUGCCUCCACUGAACCUGAGGAAAGAAAAGAGCAGAGAGACAAAAUGGAAGCUGUGGUAGUUGCCUCCAUUCAACAUGAGCAGAGAGAAGAGCCGAAAGACAAAAUGGAGACAGUAGCUGCCACUGAACCUGAGUGGAGAGAAGAGCAGAAAGACAAAAUGGAAACAGUGGUGUUAUUCUUCAACAAACCUGAGCAACCAAGUGGCCCUGUUAAAGGGUCAUCAGAAAAGAGUACUGAACCUGAAGGUUUCCAAGCUGAAGAAGGACAAAGAUCUGUCUCUUUUUGUCCGGAGUUCCCAAAAGAAGAAAGCAAAGUUUUAAUUCAAGAAUAUAGGAGUAUUUUGACAGUCUCAGAGAAGGAAGUGUUAAAAUCUACCUCAGAUUCUGAUUCUGUUAAGGCUAAGGUGAAACUGAGUGAUAAAGCAGUGUCUUCUGCUGCAGAAAGGAUAAUCUAUUUGGAUUCUGAAGAAACAGAUGAAAUAGAUUAUGAGGCCAAGAAAAUACCUGAUAGAGAAAAGGAUUGCUCAUCUGAAGACAGACAGGAAGACCAAACAGAGCUAUCCAUUGAAAAAGAGAAGAGUUCUAGGCUUGCAUCAGUUGCAGCUGCAGGGGAGACAAGGGGAAAUGAUGAGUUCCAAUCCUGUUCACCCACAUAUGCUGAAGGAAAACCAAAGAUCAGCACACCAGUUAUGAAAUCUGAUUACCCUGACAAAGAUGCAGAGGAUGGUAAAAAGGUACAUCCUAUAGAGCAGAAUACUUUUGAGAAAGAGGAACAUUCGUCAACUGCAGAAGAAAGAGCUUCAGUGGAGUCAACUGAUUAUGGAACCAAAGUUUAUAGUGAAUCCAGUGUAUACUAUUCCAUAGAGGAAUCCAGCCAAAGGGCUUUCCAUUUAUCAAUGCCAAAGCUAAAAUCUGGAUCCCCAACAAAAGAAGCAGAUGCUCAGGUCCCUUGUGGGCAAGAACAGAAAGCUGAUGAAAUACAUAGCACUCUUCUAGAAAGUGAAGAAGAAUCCAACAAGGAGACUGACAAAGUAGCUCUAAUAAUCAGAACUUCAGAAACCCCAAGUGAAAGAAAUGAGUUAGAAGAAAAGGAAACUUCUCAAAUACUUCUUCAAAUGGAUGCCAUAGAGAUUACAAAACCCACUACGGAUUCCUCACCACAGCAACUUUCCUGUACUAGAGUUGGUACAGAUGGAGAGCAACAUAAAGCACAGGACACAAAGACAUCAGAAUUAGCCAAGGAUGAAACCCUUGAUUCAAAUCAUCCCUCCCAAGACAAAUUGUUUGAAAUCAAAGAGCCAACCAAAAAUAAAUGCACCAAAUCAGAAGGAUCCACCAUGGAUAAAAACUCUGAAAUUGAAUAUUCAGCUGAAUAUGAGAGCCCUGAAUUAGAAGUUGUAGACAGAGGCAAACUCCAAGAACUGGAGGAUGCAGCCAAUGCCAACAAUAUUGAAGUGGAACAGAUGACAGAAGAUAACCCUCCUCAAUCAGAAGAGUCAACUACAGAUAAAUCAUCAACUUUGGAUAAUCUCUCAGAAUUUAAAAAGGCAGCUAAGGAUGGCUCUUCUGACGCUGCAGAAACCGAUAGAGAUGAAUUCCAUGGAUUGCAUAAAAUGGCUAAAGAUAAACUCCAAAAAUUGGAUAAACACACGAAAGUAGCUGAGGAUAAAAUUCCAGAAGUGGAGGACACAGCUAAGGAGAAACACUGUGAAGUGGAAGAGCUGGCCAAAGAUAAUCUCCAAAAGUCAGAGGAUAUAACUCUAGACCCGGACGAACUGGCUCAGAAUAAAUUCUCUACCUUGAAUAAGGUAUCUGAGGAUUACAUUUUAUCCCAGGCUGGCUCUCCUGAUUCUAAACCUCCAGAAUUGGAAGGGACACCCCAGGAUAAAUCUCCUUUGAAAGAAGGAAGGGAGGCAACAUAUCCUGUCUCUCAUAAGACUGGGUCCGCAGAAGGGAGUGAAGAAUGUUCGCAACCUCCUCAUGCGACAGUACAGGGCAGGGAAGAGCGAAAGACUUCCAUUGAGAAACAGAAACCAGAACUGGAACCACUGAAGCUCAUUGUAUGUGGCACAGACACUACUUCUUCACACGUAGAGAACCAUUGGGGCUCAUUUGAGCACAGAAGUGAGACAAACCAAGAAAUCUCUGUAGCUUCUAAAAUCAGGAUGUUCGAACAAGGUGAAACGUACAGCUCACUUUUUGAUGAGCAACAUGCAGCCCUAAGGAGAUUCCAUGAGAGUGGCACUGAGCAACUGAAGGAUCUGCCAAAGAUGCACAUAGAGCUACGGAAGGAUAUCCUUUCAGAAAAUGAUGAUGCAAAAGUGAAAGCACCCUUGGGCCCUUUGGAUGGCAAAGCAAAGGAUCCCAGAGACACACAAGAUGUGACAUACCUAGCCGUUGCACAAGGAGCAAGUGAGGGAGAACCUUCUCAGCCUUCAUCUUGGAAGGAAGAUAUUUCUGUUGGAUCAGAGCAAGGGGAAGAAGAAGGAGAUGCUGAAUUGGCUUCUCCUGAUUCUGGCUGUGAAAUCACUUUGGCAGAAGCUGUGAGCAAAUUUCAAGAACCAGCUUGGGAAGAAAAGGAUUUGUCAGGCCCAUCAGUAAAAGCCUCUCCGAAGGAAGGGAGUUUAAAGGCUGCUGCUCCAGCAGCCCCUCAGAGAGCGGGAUUGAGGGAGGGCACAGAGGAGAAAUCUAAGCCACCUCGGCACAGGGCUCCCGAAAGUGACACUGGGGAUGAGGAUCAAGACCAGGAGAGAGACUCAGUCUUCCUGAAGGAUAACCACUUGGCCAUCGAACGCAAGUGCUCAAGUAUCACUGUCAGCUCAACUUCGAGCCUCGAGGCUGAGGUGGACUUCACAGUCAUUGGUGACUAUCACAGCGCAGCCUUCGAAGACUUCUCUCGGAGUUUGCCUGAGCUUGACAAGGAAAAGAGUGAGGGGGAAGCAGAGGGUCAAAUUUCUUCUGAAGAAUCCGACAAAGCAGCUCCCAGGGAGGAAGAUGAUACCAAGGAUGGCGAUAAGGUUCCCCAAGUAAUCCCAGAAGAGGUACAAAUGGGAGCCAUGUCCUCGAUUGUGAAAACAGAAACUGUGAAAAAAGCAGAAGGAGAGGCCUCUAUGCAGCACAGAAUCAUUGCAACAGAAAUUACACAGGUUGAUGGUACCACCACAGGUGGAAAAGAAACAAUAACCACUUCUCACAUUGUCAGCACAGAAACCAUAUCAACAACCUCAGAUCACAGCACCAAGCCUGGGAAAGGCACACCAGAACUUCGCUCCAUCUCCCCAAUCACCAGCAGUGGGAAAGAAGCCUUCACCAGCCUUUUUGGUGCCACUGCAGAAACCCUCUCCACUUCCACCACUACCCACGUUACUAAGACUGUGAAAGGAGGCUUUUCUGAAACCAGAAUAGAAAAACGAAUCAUCAUAACAGGAGAUGAAGAUGUGGACCAAGACCAGGCUUUGGCUUUGGCAAUCAAGGAGGCAAAACUGCAGCACCCUGACAUGCUGGUAACCAAAGCUGUAGUAUAUAGAGAAACAGACCCAUCUCCAGAGGAAAAGGACAAGAAGCCUCAGGAAUCUUGACCUUCGUAUUUCUAGAAGUUGGCAUCUCUAUUUUAACUUUGGAGUAAAGAAGGGGCCUUUAUGCUGGAUUCCUCAAUAAGACAUAGAACGUCCUGGCUGCAAGAAUAAUGUUGAGAGACAAAAAUAAAAAUAAAAAAUAAAAAGGAAUAGCAAAUAUAUUAUAUAUUAUAUAUACAGGAAACAAAAUGCAUCCUUGCACUGCUGCUAUAUGCUGGAUAUGAAUUACAAACAGCAACAUCAGCAACCAACAAAACCAACCACCUCUUCAAAUAAAAUGAAGAAUUGACUGGACUGAUCUAAAAGAAAAAAAAAUCAUGAUGGUAAUAAUAUUAUUAACAAUACAAUAAACCACCAUUCUGCAUGUUACAUUUAAAGGAUACAUAACUCAUUUGUUGCACACUGAAUGGAAAAGCAAAAAAUGCUUUGCAACAAAGCAAGAAAUCAACAAGCAAAACAAGCAGAAAUACAAACUGAUUCCCUGCAUAGGAAAGAAUCAAAAACCAUUCAUUGUAUAAUUCUUGUUUAAUUAUUUUCUGAUUUGGGAUGUGUGGUGAUCACUCUUUCUCUUCACUCCAUGCUACUUCUGUUGCUUCAUCUAUUUGGUCCUCUUAUUUUCCCAAUCCCUGUCCUUUUUUUUUAACCUUUCCUCCCUGUAUUCAGUUCCUUGUUCUGAUGAAGAUAAUUAAGACUGGAUAUCACUUAAACAAAACAAAAUUAUUUGUAUAUGAUUUCUCAUUGAUCAAAUUACAGCCUGUAGAGGUUUCAUAUGGAUGUGCUUUUAAGUUAUGUAUAUUAUAUAUAACUGGGAGGGUGGGGAAACGAUAUUAAAACAAAUUAAACAGUGCUGAUAAGUAUGACAAUGACAUUUUUACAUUAUAAUUAUUUGUUUGACCAUGCUUAAUGUAUUGCAAGACUCUUAGAUCAUGCCGAUAGCCCAUGAAAACAGAGUAGGAAAAAGAUCACUAAUUCCCUCUGGGGGCGGUAUUUUUUUGUCACUAACCUGACCUGAGCUCUUACAAAAGAGACUGGCAUAGUGACACAACAAUGUUUGUAAUUGGUUGGUGAUAAGGCAGCAUUCAACAACAUGGGAAGGGAGUCAAGGAAGACAGAAUGGAUCAGUGUUAACUGCAGCCCUGUUAGAGUCACUAAAACAUGCCAAUCCACUAUCUCUCCCUCAUCCUCUAGGCCCAGGAAAGGUCAGCUUGAGGACAUGAGGUCAGGUUGCUUCAUCAUUCACAGCCUUUCAGUAUCUAGAAGUGUUUGAUCUCUCAGACCUAAGCGUCUAACUGGAGCAGAGCUACUGUGACCUGUGUGUCAGUUUUUUUAAAACUACAGCAUUUGAUUCCAAACCUAGUGGCCCCCGCAAACUUACAGGUGACAAUAUUCCAUCUUUAGUUCCUUGCCUGAAAUCGGUCUGAUAGCUCUUCCAAGAAAAGUGUCCAAGCUGAGCAAGGAGGCAUCCCUGCCCUGCUCUCUGCACACUCCAUGAUUCUAUUUUGCCGGGAUAAUGCUCGAUUUUGCAGAGAGUAUCCAACGGGUGGGGAACCAGGAUGAAAUAGAACUGCUUCCUUCCAUGUGCACUUGCCUACAUUAGAGCCAGGGUUUAUUAAUGGACAAAUGACACACGAUUUCUUGAAAGUGCAUCCAUCCAGAUUACAGCAAGAUGUGAAGCAUGGGAGGCCAGUGAACAUAAGGGCACACAUUGUUCAGGCAUGAGGGAGGCGUUAAAUCUAACUGCUCAGCUACAGAUGGAACUUUCAACUUCAAUAUUUUACUUUACUACUUUCCAUUAAUUGCUUUCAUCCACUUUGUGAAAGGGCGAGUUAGAGCAGAUGCAGAAUGUAAGGAGGGAACAUAACAAAAUUAGCCCGUUUCCAAGUGGAACAGCCAGUGGAUCCAGAUGUUAGAGAAGGGGCAACAAACACUGCACCAUGCUUGCCUUUUAUCUCCCCUCCUCAACACACAUUUGAUCCCUGGAGAAGGACAUCUAACUAGUGCCUGUAGUUGGGAUCUAGAGAACUUCUGGAGAAAGGGUCUACUUGAAUACAAUCAUUGGCAUAAGAUGGACAAAUCUCAUACAGUAAACUGCCACUGUAGAAAGCACUGGGCCAAUGGUCAUUUCAGUUGUCUGCUACUAUGGCUCCCAAAAAUUGGAUCUGCUUCUGGCAUGCAGGCAUGUCCUAAGUAAGCAUUGAGAGCAUAAACACACACACGUUAUGCUAUAGGAAUCAUUUCCAUUUCUCAUGUAUCCAAAUGUAUGCUUCUCUGAAUUUUAUCUGAAGAUUAUUCUUUAAUAUUUUUUUCACUUCCUGCUGCUCUUUGGGACCACCUACUACCCCAGAACCAAAACGUAAAGAAACACACACAUAGCAAAUGAAGUAUACAGAACUCCAAUCAAUCUUUGAAAACAAAUCCUUGUGCUUUUAGUUAAAAAAUUAACUCAAAUCUAGGGAAGUCGUGGCGGCAUAAAUAUGUGAGAUAUUAUGCCGGUCCAUGUUACAAGGACAGGGAGGAAAUCUCCCCUCCCAAACUUUGCAUUUUAGGUUACAAAACAAAAAGCUCAGAAGUCACCACUGAGCAGCUAGAUGAAAAGUACGAUCCCACUUACCCUGAUAUGCACUGGGACAAGUGAGUCUAACACUAAAAACUGUGGAGGUGAACUGCUUCAAAACCAACAUGCGCAAGAUCAGAAUACAACCCUGGGCAAUCAGAGGAAAGCUGAAAUUUACAUGUUUCUUUGGAUUCCUUCCACAGUUUAUCUGAUGGGUAGCCAUUAACAAAAACUAGAUUUUUGUUCACCUAGCAAGAUGUGGCUUAUACAUAGAAAUCUAUAUAAAUAUAUAAAUAUAUAUAAUAUUUAUUAUUUGUGGUAGUGUUGAAGCCAUGCAUCGUUUUUAAGGUCCUGGUUUCCUCUCACUUUGAUCUUCACGAUUGCUGCCAUCUGAUAUAGCUGAUCACUCUUUUUUCUUUCUUUUUUUUGGGGGGGUUUUCCAUUGAAGGGGGGGGGAAAUGCAACUGCUUGUUUGUGACAAAUCCCACAAGUUGAUUCAAAAACCGGCCAGCAAUUGCAUGGAUUAAUAAUAUUCAUAAUUCUUUCUUCUUUUUUUAAUUUGAGAAGCACCUUACCAACCAACAGCAAUGCCCUUUCAUCCUUUCACUAAUUCCUCUGUCCUCCCCGCUGCCUCCUCAUGCCUAUUUUUGUCCCCCACCCCUUUCAAUCAUAUCCUCUUUCAGUGCUUGGUGGUGUAUGCGUGUGUGCUCACUGUUCUUGUAUUCAAUAAAAGUGAAAUAAAUGUGUUUGAUGC